AUGGCAGCCCUUCUUCCCAGUCCUGGUUCAACUCCACACAAUAACUCCGCAACAGAGACUUCAGGACUCUGGGCCCAACCACUUGAUGAGCAGGUUUACUUCUUCACUGGCAGUAAGACCAAGGUCUGCAAUGGUACUCUGAAAGAUAAGAUGGACUUUCAAUUUCUAAUCAACGUGACAGCUGGAUCUCCCACCGAUGAAACUGACACUGGCUCUGGUUUUACAGAAGACUACGUCACCUACUCUGUAGACAACUCUGGUAUGUGUGACAAGAGCAGGGUCAGGUAUUUCCGGCGGUAUUAUGAACCACCGCUCUUCUAUAUCAUCUUCGUCCUUGGUGCCCUGGGCAACCUGAUGGUGGUUGGGAUCUAUGCGACUAUUCGUAAUCGCCUGAAAACCAUGACUGAUGUCUACCUGCUGAAUCUGGCUGUGGCUGACCUCCUGUUCCUGGGCACACUGCCCAUCUGGGCGACAGAUGCCAAGCAGGGCUGGGCGUUUGGCACGGGUACCUGCAAGGUUGUCUCAGCAAUGUACAAGAUUAAUUUCUUCAGUAGCAUGCUGUUGCUCACUUGCAUCAGUGUGGAUCGCUACAUUGCCAUUGUGCAGGUUGCCAAGGCCCACAACACGAAGAACAAGAGGCGCUCCUAUAGCAGGCUGGUCUGUCUAGGUGUCUGGGUCACCUCCGCUCUCCUGGCCCUGCCCGAGUUUAUCUUUGCCACGCAGAAGAACGACCUGCAGAAUCAGUCCUUCUGUGUUCUGGUCUACUGGAACAACUGGAACAACCGGACCAAGAUCAUCGUGCUGUCCCUGCAGAUCUGUAUGGGCUUCUGCUUGCCAUUAGUCGUGAUGGGGCUCUGUUACUCUAUAAUUAUUCGCACUCUGCUGCAGGCCAGGUGCUUUGAAAAGCACAAAGCCCUACGGGUCAUCCUUGUCUCGGCGGCUGUGUUUGUCCUCUCUCAACUGCCGUACAAUGGUCUCCUGGUGAUCGAGGCCUUGCAGGCAGCUAAUACCACCAUCACCGAAUGCGACACCGUGAAACACUUUGAUAUAGCUGGACAGAUAGCCAAGAGCUUGGCAUACACUCACGCCUGCCUGAACCCAGUCCUCUAUGUCUUCCUCGGUGUUCGCCUCCGGAACGAUUUCUUUAAGAUGCUGAGGUGGUUUACUUACUGUUUUGGCAAGGGAGGUUGUAGUGAAGCUCAGGCAGUUCCCAAACCUUCCUCUGUCAUGUCAGACACCGAGACUAUGCCAACUCUCUCCUUAUAGAUAUCUCCUUCCCCAAUUCCCAAAACCUGAGCCUAGAUUUCCACACUGAUGAUUUUUACAGUAUGAUCUUCCUGUGAAGGCCUUACCACAGGUCCUUUGUCACCCUAUAAGGUUUGCUGAGACUUAAGACAGGUUCA
Lampris incognitus (smalleye Pacific opah) is the source of this 1403-nucleotide messenger RNA. RefSeq names its product chemokine (C-C motif) receptor 9b (gene ccr9b). Gene Ontology annotation, biological process: G protein-coupled receptor signaling pathway; immune response; chemotaxis. Gene Ontology annotation, cellular component: membrane. The record is from RefSeq and is a predicted model, not a curated record. The transcript has 4 exons. The coding region runs from base 1 to 1266 and encodes 421 amino acids. Gene Ontology annotation, molecular function: chemokine receptor activity. Lineage: Eukaryota; Metazoa; Chordata; Actinopteri; Lampriformes; Lampridae.